This is a messenger RNA of Amoebophrya sp. A25, 711 nucleotides long. Lineage: Eukaryota; Dinophyceae; Syndiniales; Amoebophryaceae. The record is from the annotation of a GenBank genome assembly.
CAACGAGCCUGUUUGGAGCAGCAACACUACAGCCUUUGAGUGACUCAACGAGCCUGUUUGGAGCAGCAACACUAGUACAGCCGUCAGUAACAUCCGGAGGAGGAGGAGUUGCAGCACCUGCGGUACCUGCGGUUUCUACUAGUCCCCCGAGUACGAAUCCUGAAACUACUAUGAUGUGAAAAAGUGCACUCACACUCAAGAAAUUGGCUAGGAUUUAAGCAGGAAAAUAGCCACUUUUUCUGAGUUUGAGUGCACUUUUUUCUUUCAUAACUUCUACUCAAGAACUGGUCUGCUCUAAUCGACGAACUCUUCCUCGAACUCGUCCUCUAAUCAGCCAAGGAUGUUCUGAACCAAUAAUAACUUCUGCAACCACCUCUACUUCUAAUAUGUUGAGUACUGCUGAAGAAGAAACGGCAAUAAAUUCCACUGGUGCAACAACUUCUACAGGGAGGACUACAGCUGGUACAUCAACUACACGAGGACCUGUACCCUCUACUAGUCCCCCGAGUGCGAAUCUUGGAACGCUAGCGCGACCACAAGUUGUGCCUCCAGCAGUGAAAAAUGCACCCGCUCCAUUCUCAGUGGCAGUUUAUGAAUGGGGAAGUUACGCUACUUAAAUUUAUUUAACUAGGGGUAUUGCAAGGGAGAGGGGAGAGAGUUAUUAAAGGGAAACAAGAGCUACAAAAUAAGUUCUAAUAAUGGAACAAGGCG